CUUUUCUGAUUCUUCUUCUUCUUUUCUAUUCAUGUUCUGAAAUCCUGUUCUUGAUCAUUGUUGCUUAUGAGAAAUACAUGAUUAUUUGGAAUGCGUCCUGGAUUUCCCUCCUAAUUAAUUGUUUUUGUUUUAUUCUGUAGCGUUUUACGUUCUCCUCGAAGUGAAGGAGUACUGCUACACUCGAGUGUAGCAGUUCAGCCUGUGAUCGGAGACCUGUAAAGGAAUUUAUCUUCCUUUGAAUCUUCUCAGGAAAUGAUUACACCAAUAGGAGUAGCAUUUGCAGUGGGUCUUCUUGGAUGGGUUUAUCGAUCACUGAAACCUUCACCUUCAAAGAUAUGUGGAUCAGAAAAUGGCCCGCCAGUGACUUCACCUAGAGUAAUGCUCAAUGAUGGGAGGCAUUUGGCCUACAGAGUAUUUGGAGUUCCAAAGGAAGAGGCUCAAUACAAAAUCAUUAUGUGCCAUGGCUUCAAUAGCUCCAAAGAUAUGUACUUACCUGCUUCUCAAGAAUUUAUGGAUGAACUCAAGAUAUGUAUAGUAUUAUAUGACAGAGCUGGUUAUGGAGAGAGUGACCCGUAUCCAGCGCGUUCGGUGAAGUCUGAAGCAUUUGAUAUUCAAGAAUUAGCAGACAAAUUGCACCUUGGCACAAAAUUUUAUGUAAUUGGAUGUUCAAUUGGAGCAUCGGGUAUUUGGAGCUGUCUGAAAUACAUUCCACAAAGACUUUUAGGAGCGUCCCUAGUGGUUCCCUUUGCGAAUUUCUGGUGGCCUUCAGUUCCUUCAGCUUUAUCACGACAGGCUUUUAGGAAGCUUCCUCAAUCUUACCAACGGACGUUUCAGAUUGCACAUUACACACCUUGGUUAUACCACUGGUGGAUUACUCAAAAAUGGUUCCCAACAUUGGGGGCUGAUGGCAUGUUCAGUGAUUCAGAUCUAGAGAUAUUAAAGAGACUGUCCGGAGGCUUAAACCAUAACCCGGAAAAAGUGGCGCAACAAGGUGAACAUGAAUCGCUGAACCGAGACAUACUGACUGUCUUGGGAGAAAAAUGGGAGUUUGAUCCCAUCAUCGACGUGAGCAAUCCAUUCCCUGACAACAAUGGCUCUGUUCAUAUUUGGCAAGGUUGUGAAGAUCGUGUCGUUGCUUUUGAGUUUAAUCGUUUUAUAGCAGAGAAACUUCCGUGGAUUCAGUAUCAUGAAGUUCCUGAUGGUGGGCAUCUAAUAAUUCAUGAUGCUGAAAAAUUUGAAGCUAUAAUAAGGGCACUUUUGGCCAGAUGAGUCCACACUUGUCGGGUGACAUUGCCAUCGUGUACUGUACUUUGUAUUUUAUUAGUUGCAUAGUAUCCACGAUAGAUUUCCAUUCAAUAGUGCCAACAAACUGAUCCUCCGAAAGAUAGAUUAAAGAUGAAUGGCAAUUUAUCUUGCUGCUACUGAUUGUGGUAUGUACCUGGACUCGGGUUUAGAACAGCUAUGUUAAGGUGAGGAUCAUAUUCAAAAUCAAA
This is a messenger RNA of Cucumis melo (muskmelon), 1493 nucleotides long. RefSeq lists its product as uncharacterized. Lineage: Eukaryota; Viridiplantae; Streptophyta; Magnoliopsida; Cucurbitales; Cucurbitaceae. The record is from RefSeq and is a predicted model, not a curated record. The transcript has 5 exons. Bases 253 to 1269 code for a protein of 338 amino acids.